Molecule: messenger RNA, 5566 nt
Organism: Schistosoma mattheei
Lineage: Eukaryota; Metazoa; Platyhelminthes; Trematoda; Strigeidida; Schistosomatidae
Source: the annotation of a GenBank genome assembly
AUGAUAAGCUUACAUACAAUUUUAGAUGGAUUUAAAAAACAGGAUGAACCUAACAGUAAUCUUUAUAGAAUGCAGUUAACUGAGAAAUACAAGUUUGUACAAGUUUUAAAUAUCCCAACGUUUCUUCAGGAUUGGGUUUACGAACAAAUCAAAAAGCAAAAGGCAGAUUUACUUAAUAAUGAAAUAUCCCCAUUUGAUGCAAUAAAAAAUGUUUCAGCUAAACACUCACAUUUCGUCAAGUAUCUUGCUUUAGAAGGUUCAGUCAAUCAAAGUUUAACCUACCUUCCAUCAACGGUCAAAAUGAGUUUGCAGUGGCCUGAUCAAGAAAAAUCAGAUAUAUUUGAUUCCAAUGAAACAAAAAAUUCAACAGUGUGUUCAAACGAUUGUGUUAAUCCCGAAGAAAGUGGCUACAAGAAUGACAACUGUACUAAUGUGAUGAUUCAGCCACCUAAAUGUGGACAGAGAAGUUCUAGUGUUACAACACCAGAUAGGUUUUCAGAAACAUCUAGUGAUAGAAACAUAGAAUCUUGUUCGACAUGCGAAAAAGUUUAUCCACCAACUCCUGUUGCCUCCAAAUCUACCGUGCUUCUCCGUCGCCCAAGAACUCCCACUUUGGGAAGAGCUGCUUUAUUUGUUCGUGCAUCAUAUAUGGGUGUGGAUAAGUCAGGAACACCAACUAGUUUAUCAUUUUCAAAACAAAGUACAAAACGAGAUACUGUGUUAUCAAAUGAUUCUCAUUUCAGUGAUUUUCCGAAUUUAUCCAGUACACAGUCAGGUUUUAUUAGUCGUAGUUCAAGUCUAAACUCUGAACUCAGGGAAUUCAAUCAAAAUACACAGCAAAGUUUUAACCGAUUAUGUGUUAAAAAUAACUCAUCACAAACUAAUUUACAACCAUUUAAUCUGAAUGGACGUCAGUAUGAAACGAAAAUUCCAAAAGCUACAUCAAGUAGAUAUAAUUGUCAUGCUUAUGAUACUGUUCCGUUGGAUAAACUUGAAUGUUUGAAAUUAAUUCCUUCAGUACAAAUGUUGAGUAAAAGUUCUGAAGUAAAUUCAGAAUCAACAAAUUUAGCAUUUAUCAAAUCAUCUGAUAAUGUUCCAACUACAAUUUCUUCUUUACAUGGAGAUCAAAAACUACAUUCACAUACUAGUGAGUAUAACACUGAACAAAAUCAAACUGAAGUGAUGGAAUCUAAUAUUUUGCAAGAUACAAGACAUUCUAUUGAUAUGUUGAUUACGUCAUCUUCAGAAACUGAAGUAUCAGUUGUGACUCACAAAAAACCAAUAAAAUAUGAAUCUAACCGUACUGUGGAAAUCUCUAAUCUCCAGCCUAAUCCACAAUCCUUUUCAAAAAAUUGUAGCAAUAUUUCAAAUUCACGUAAAUCAGUUGAAAUUCCAAAAGCUUCAGUGCAACCUAUAAGACAGAAACCUGUCAAGACUAUUAUUGGAGCAGAAUUACCAACUUCACCAAGAUCUCGUAGUUCACAAAAAUCAAGUCAUCCAUUUUAUUCAAAAUCAAAUAAAAAUUUAACAAAAAAAUUCAGUGAAUCAAUUAGUAACACUGAAACCAGUACUGAAAUACCGUUUCCCAAACAUAACUUAGAAUAUACUAAACAAUUUCAAAAUGAAACAUUGAUCGAUCAUUCAGUUAACAUAGGAUCAUUUGUUUUACGCAGACGUGCCAAACCGGAAUUGGAAAAUGAACAACAUAAAGAUGUAUCACUUCGGAUAUCCAUACAAGAAGUUAAAAAUCUUUCAGCUAAAGGACGAUACUUUUGUGAAAUAUGUUUGGAUCGUACAUUAUAUGCGCGCACCACUAGUAAACUGUCAGAUGGAACUGUAUUCUGGGGGGAACAAUUUGAUUUAAAUAAUUUGCCUAUAAUAUCCAUUAUGACAAUAAAUUUAUUCAGGCAAGCAACUUCUGUAAAAGACAAACGACAAAGGAAUAAAAAUCAGAAUCAAUUUAUCGGUUAUGUUACUAUUCCACUAAACGAUGAUUCACAACAAUGUGAGAUACAAAAAUGGUUUACGAUGCAACCUCCACAGAUUAAUUCAAAUUUAAAUUAUCUAGAAAAUUUACAAGUUCGUCAUCAACAACAAACAGAUACAAAUCAAACACCAUCGACCAAUUCUUCAAAUGGUGUAUCAGGACGAUUUCGUAAACAUUCGAUUCCAGCUUCAUGUUUUGGAUAUUCUAAUUCAUUUUCAAUUAUACCCAAUUCACAGUAUACUACUAAUAAUAAUCAUAAAUUAAAUGAUGAUAAUGAACCAAAGUAUAACCAUAUGGAACUAUCAAAAAAGAAAUGUUCAUGGACUGCUGGUGUCAGUACAGAUAGUAAUUUUAAUAAAACUAAUAAAAUUAUUUCUAAAUCAUCAUCGUCUACAUCAAGUGCUACUUCACCAAAUCUUUCACCUAAUAGUAAUUCAGUUACAAAUAAUUUUAUUUUACCUGAAAAUUCUUUACCUCAACUAAGAAUGAUGAUUCAUUAUCAAACAGUUGAUAUUCUACCGAUUGCUUGUUAUAAUGAAUUGAAAGAGUUCAUCAAAACAAAAUAUUUAGAUUUAAUCAGAAACUUGGAACUUAAAUUAUCAGCUAAACAAAAAGAAGAAUUGACCAGUUGUUUUGUAAAUAUUUUUGAAAAACUACCAGAUUUAUCUGUAGCGGAAUUUUUAUCAGUACUACUUCGUGAAGAUUUAAGUAAUAAUGGAAAAGAAUCUAUGAUAUUUCGAGCUAAUUCAGCAGGAUCAAAAGCAAUGGAAUGUUAUAUUAAAUUAGUGGGAACUGAUUAUUUACGAUACAUUCUUGGUCCAGUAAUCGACCAAUUACUUGUUAUUGGAGAUGACUUCGAAAUAGAUCCUUCUAGAUUAGGAGCUUCUAAUGAUUCAUCUACUUCAUCAAACAACCGAAAUACAUUAUCUGCUAUACUAGAAAGAAAUCGUACUGCUUUACUAAAAAAUGUUGCAAUGAUCUGGCGAAGAAUUGAAUCAAGUCAAUGUAAACUACCGAAAGAAUUACGUGAUGUUUUCACUGUACUAGCAUUAACAAUUGAAGAAACACAUGGAGUUCAAUCAGCGGCACAUUUAAUUUCAAGUUGUUUAUUUCUACGUUUUAUUUGUCCAGCUAUACAUGGUCCAGUAUUAUUUGGUUUAACAUCAUCUAUACCAGAAAAUAAUCGUAUUUCUAGAAAUUUAACAUUAAUUGCAAAAGUUUUACAAAAUUUAGCUAAUUUAACAUUAUUUGAAGAUAAAGAAAUUCAUAUGAAAGUAUUAAAUUCAUUUAUUGAACCAGAAAUACCAAUUAUGUAUAAAUUUCUUCGAUCAAUUGCUUCAAAUACCGAUUCUAAUUAUCAUUUAUCAACUAAUUCUGAUUGUCAUGAAUUUAUUGAAUUAGGAUAUGAAUUUGCAAAAUUAACUCAAUUACUUAAUCUUUAUAUUAAUAAAAUUAAUAUUACACCACAAAUUGCUGAAUUACCAGACCUACUACAGAAUAUUUCAGAGUUAUUAAAUAAUCAAACCUUUACAUCAUGGAAUCAUAAAAGUCAGACCAGUUUUGAAAGAAACACAAAUAGUAAUUCACAUUCUUCUAGAAGUGGAAUACCAAGACAUCAUAGUCUCUCAAACAAUAAUCCUAUUUCGGGUGUCGAUAACAGAAGGCAAUCAGAAGCGACUACCAUCAUAAAAACCAUCAGUCAUACACUAGACAUUAUAAACAAACGUAUUUUUAAUGUAUCACUAUUUGUCAAAAAGAAUUUUAAACAACAGUUAACAAGGAAACUGACUAAGUUACACGUAGACAGAAAACUAUCACCGGAAGCACCUAUAAAUGUAAAACCAAUACAUAAUCAACAAGAACCUAAUAAUAAUGCUACUUCAAAUAGUUCAGCUAAUAGUAAUGAAUUUAUUUCAAAUACAAAACAAGAAAAAUCGUGGGAUACAUUUAUUAUAAAAAAAGAAUAUUUACCAUGUAAAUUUAAUUCUGCCGAUAUGAUAUUUAAACAAAUACACAUAAAUGACCUUGAACAGUCAGAAAACAUGGAGGAGUUAUUAAGUCAAUAUCGUGAACAAUUACGUCAAAUUCCUAAUAAUAAUGCCAAUAUCAAUGGAAAUAAUAACCAUAUAAACAACGGAAGAUCUGAUAGAAAUUUAUCAAGACAAAGUACUGAUGAGAAUAGUUAUCGUCAAGUAAAACGAAAAAUAAUAAAUUCAAAAUCCGAUAAUUCAACACCUAUACCGUUAGAUCGUGUGUUGAAAAAAGCGCAGUGUCCAUAUCAAAAUUCAGACAAAACGAAUAAUAAUUCAAUAAGUAAAGAUGAUGAUGAUGAUGAUGAUGAUGACGAUGGAGAUGAAGAUGACGAUAAUUAUACCAGUGAGUGUGCUAUUGGUAGAACAUUAGUUCCUACUCAUUCUGCAUCUAUAACUAUUGAUCGUUCAAGUACAAGCGAUAGUGAUUAUGACUAUGACGAUUGUGAUGAUAAAAUCACAGAAUGUACUACUGAAGAUACAAGUGAAUACACAAAGAAAACAACCACAAAAAAUAACAAACCAAGAAGAAUUUCCGCAAGACAAAAUCAUUUGUCUGAAUCUCCAAGUCUGGAUCAAUUAGCUGAAAAAUUACAAGAAUUGAAAAAAAUGCUUCAAUUAGAACGUCAAGAAAUUGAAGAAGUAGUAGCAUCUAAAACAGAAGUGAUAAAACAACAAGAAAAAUCUAUUGAACAAUUAGAAUCGGAACUUGAUCAAUUACGCAAAGAGCAUAGACCAUUAAAAAUGAAACCAUCGAAUGGUAGACAUACAAGUAAAUCAACUUCACGUACAGUCAGUCCAACUUCAUCACUUUCAUCUGAAUGUUAUUCGUCUAAUUUAUCUGAUACAACUCAAAAUUGUCACAGUUAUAAUAAUCCUUUUUAUCAUAACGAUAUACAUAACAAUAAAAAUCAUAAUAAUACUAACAAUAAUAAUCACUUUUUCGAUCCAUCAAUUACAAAUUAUCACAGUAAUAAUCAAGGUUUAAAUAAUCUUAGUAGAGGUGAACCAGUCAAUCCAGAGAAUUAUCGUACUGAAAAUUUUCAAGAAAAAUUAUUAUGGAGAGGACAAAUGAGUCGAUGUGAACCACAAGUUAGAUGUGAUUCUAACCUACUUUAUUUGUCAAGGGCUAGUGAAGGAACGGGAAUUCCAUUAGGACAUUUAAUUGGAGCAAAUCGUUCGUUACAUAUUGGACGUCGUGAAUCAGAAACUAAACUUUUGCCACAUUAACACUAUACUCAUAAGUUAAUAUCUAUUAUUAUAAUAGGAUAUUUUCAUAAACUCUUUUGACAAUAAUAAUUAUCUUUUAAUAGUUCAACAAGAACUACUCAUACAUAAACUAUUGAUGACAUAUUUUCAUCCUUGAAAUACAUAACACCUAAGCCGAAAUCAUUGGUACAUUGAAUACAAGAAGUGAACUAAUGAUAUAUGAACAUAUUCAUUAAAUGCUAGACUAGGUAUAAGCUGUGACACUGUGAAUACAUUACUAUAUAUAUAUAUAUAUAUAUAUAUAUAUAUAUAUAUAAUACUUGUGUAAACACCCCAGGAU